This is a messenger RNA of Athene cunicularia (burrowing owl), 2704 nucleotides long. RefSeq names its product calbindin 1 (gene CALB1). The coding region runs from base 46 to 828 and encodes 260 amino acids. Gene Ontology annotation, molecular function: calcium ion binding. Gene Ontology annotation, cellular component: terminal bouton; synapse; dendrite. The transcript is spliced from 10 exons. Gene Ontology annotation, biological process: regulation of long-term synaptic potentiation; regulation of presynaptic cytosolic calcium ion concentration. The record is from RefSeq and is a predicted model, not a curated record. NCBI's taxonomy places the organism in Eukaryota, Metazoa, Chordata, Aves, Strigiformes, Strigidae.
GUCGGGGGCUGGGGUCGGUGCCGGGCGGGAGCAGAAGGGUCGGAGAUGUCCCUGCCAGCGCUGGAGAGAGGAGAGAGUUUGGAGGGAGCAGUGGCUGCAACCGUAACUCUUUCUGUUGUAGGCAAUGGGUACAUGGACGGGAAGGAGCUACAAAACUUCAUCCAGGAGCUGCAGCAGGCGCGGAAGAAGGCAGGCUUGGAUUUAACACCUGAAAUGAAAGCUUUUGUGGACCAAUAUGGGAAGACUACUGAUGGAAAAAUAGGAAUAGUUGAGCUUGCUCAGAUAUUACCAACGGAAGAGAAUUUCCUGUUGUUCUUCAGAUGCCAGCAGCUGAAGUCAAGUGAAGACUUCAUGCAGACAUGGAGAAAAUAUGACAGUGACCACAGUGGCUUCAUUGAUUCUGAGGAACUUAAGAGCUUCUUGAAAGAUUUAUUACAGAAAGCAAAUAAGCAGAUUGAAGAUUCAAAGCUAACAGAAUACACAGAAAUAAUGCUCAGGAUGUUUGAUGCAAACAAUGAUGGAAAGUUGGAGCUUACUGAAUUGGCCAGAUUACUCCCUGUCCAGGAAAAUUUUCUUAUUAAAUUUCAGGGUGUCAAAAUGUGUGCAAAAGAAUUCAAUAAAGCCUUUGAGAUGUAUGAUCAAGAUGGCAAUGGCUAUAUAGAUGAACAUGAACUUGAUGCACUACUGAAGGACCUCUGUGAAAAGAACAAAAAGGAAUUAGACAUUAACAACCUUGCAACAUACAAGAAAAGCAUCAUGGCCUUGUCUGAUGGAGGAAAGCUUUACCGAGCAGAACUGGCUCUUAUUCUCUGUGCUGAGGAAAACUAGAACUCUUCUAUCAUGUCCACUUAACUAGUGAUGUACUCUAUCUACACAAUAACUGUGCACUAUAAGGGAGUAGGCUGUAUUUUUAAACUGCAUAUAGAAAAUUAGCCAGGAUGUGUGGCACAUUCCUUUCAGUAUGUUUCUAUACUGUUUGUAAUGUACAGUUUUUGUAACAAUAAGAUUGAUAAAGAGAAUGUCUAUGUUUGGGCCAGUCUGUAUAUUCAAAAAGAAACUAAAAUAUGUUGGGGUUGGUUUUGGUUUUGUUUGGGUUUUUUUGCUUUCAUAAACACAGCUGAAAAAAAUGAAACCUGCUGACAUUGUUGUGGUCAUCAUAUCCUUUGACACAUAACAUUUCUUGCUGAACUACAUAACAAAAAGGUCUACAGAUAUCUUUCCCCAUAACAACUAAAUGGUCUUUUUUAAAUGCAAAAGAUGAAUUCAGAUUAAGUAUGAUCUAGGUCUGAAAUAGGAAGGGGACACUGGCAUGUCUGAUUUCCAAAAUUCACCAAGGCACUAAGAAAUAUUUUCAGUCGUCAAACCACCCACUUACAGGUCUGUGCUCUCUGCAGUUUUUCAAUUACUCUUCUCAUUACGAACUCAUAGUAUAUAGACAAAGCAUUUAUCUGGGAUAGAUCUCCAUGCAGUAGUUGACAAAAUAGUGUUUUCAAUCUAGCUGUUUAACUUUACUGAAUUUAAACAUAGGCACUUCAGAAAUAACUGCCUUUAAUCUGUCUUGGAAUCCUGGCUAAAUGACAGGUAGUAUAGUUAAUACACAGAUUAACACAUGAUAUUAUAAGUGUACCUUUCAUGACUAUUGCUGUGUCAGAGAAUAUGACAAUCCAUUUUCUAAACUAUUUUCACAUUUUGCAGGUUAUAAUUAUUCUAGUAAAUUGCUGUUUUUACAUCAUAUUCUGUGUAAUCUAUAAUUAAAUUUAAUAUCCUAAGAUUGUUGGUGUCUAGUUUGUCUAUCUCCUGGAUUCUUUUUUCUGUACCCUUUAAAAGACUAAACUGUUUAAAAGAAAAUGUGCCUCCUUGGAUCUUACAGUGAAUUGCUAAUCUAUAAUAACAGUAUUAAAAUUUAACACUAAGUGAAGCAAAAGAUCUAGUAUAGAUUUUAUACCACUUUAGUAAUUUUGCUUACAUGGUGGGCUCUGCUUUUUAUUAUGCUAGAGAGGUAUUGUUUAAAUGGGAACUAUACUAUGGAAACAGCCCUAUCUUCUUGCAUCUUUUUUUUUUUUGGCCUGGCUUCCUUCUUACUUUGCACUGGCUUUAUGCCAAACAACUGAAUGUCUAGGCAUUGCUCCCAGUAUGUACUGGUGUAGGAAGGAAACUCUGCUGUGUCUUAAAGCCAAUAAGCCUAUAUUGCCUCCACAUACAACUGUUUGAGACACAAUUCCAGGUUAGCAGAUGAGCUAUAUACAAGUUGUCAGAUAUGUCUCUGUGUCUUAUUUAACAAGCAGAAGCAAAUGCAUUUUAUUUGAAAUGUGUCUCAAUGAGGCUCAGAUCCUUCAAGAUUACAGUCACUGAAUUUCCACUGAAAUGAAUCCUUGAAUUCCUCAGGUAAACUCAGGCAACUAAAUACAAUUUCAGGAAUGGCCUAAUGACCUUGGGCUCUCUCCAGUCUGAGCCUUGGAUAGUUAAGGAGUAGGUGGUGCCAGAUGGGAUCUUGCUGAAAAAAACACACACAAAAAAAGUAAAAUUAAGCUAGCUCAUUCUCACCGCUUUACUCCCACUCCAUGCACAGUGAUUUAGCUUCUCACCUGCUUGCUCUCCUUUUUUCUCCAUGCUAUGUGAAAUACAAUUGUGUACAUUAAGUGAAGGAACAGCGAAUCUGCCUAUCAGUACAAUAAAUGAUUGACAUUGUUCGUACUGUGCACUU